AUGCAUGCCUCCGAGUCCGAUCGAUGUCGCAGACUGGUCAAUCCUGACCAGAGGGGUGGAUUCGGACUGCGCAAUCUGGUCGCGUCUGCAACAGUCCAGAAUGAGUCCAUGGAUCAGAGGCAAGUUGAGAGGGCCCAGAAGAAGCUCGACAGUGAGUAUGCAGGCAAGGGGAUGCGUGCAAGCCUCAUCUAUGAAGUCUUCAGGAAGACACCGCAGCCAGAUGGGGCGAAAGCGCCUUCUCGCAAAACGUGGGAGAAGGUGCAACUUCGAGAGCCCGAUGCUGAGCUUGACACGCUCUGGGCUCCCGAGCGGUGCAACUGCCAUUGCGGCUGCCGCGCCGAGCUGGGCGAUGGCGAGGGGAGCCGCUGCAAGGACUGUCGCUCUCAAGGGCCAAGGCACCGGCGUUUGAAGCAGAGCCAAGCAGAGCAGAGUGUCGUGCUCGGCCGCUUUUGGAGAGUCCAAUCUCAAUCCUGCUGGGAUCCCAGUACUAGUGCGGCACAGGCGUCGGUGGUGAGCAGUCUGGGACAAGGCUGGCUGCUGUUGCACGAGCUUGCUUUGCAUAGAAAGUGA
Molecule: messenger RNA, 570 nt
Organism: Symbiodinium necroappetens
Lineage: Eukaryota; Dinophyceae; Suessiales; Symbiodiniaceae
Source: the annotation of a GenBank genome assembly